Messenger RNA from Amyelois transitella, 2519 nucleotides. RefSeq names its product peroxisomal multifunctional enzyme type 2. The transcript has 15 exons. The record is from RefSeq and is a predicted model, not a curated record. Gene Ontology annotation, cellular component: cytosol. Bases 144 to 2303 code for a protein of 719 amino acids. NCBI's taxonomy places the organism in Eukaryota, Metazoa, Arthropoda, Insecta, Lepidoptera, Pyralidae. Gene Ontology annotation, molecular function: oxidoreductase activity.
UAAUUUCUCUGUAGCUUACAGGUGUGUCUAUAUUACUUUUUAAAAUUUAUCAUUACGAUAGUGCUAUCUUAUCAGAUUGUUAUUUGUCCGGUCAUUGUAUUUGUUAUUUAUCCCUUUCUCCAUUGGACUUUGUCUCGUUUAAAAUGGAUCAGCUGCGUUUUGAUGGUCGCGUAGCGGUGGUAACUGGGGCUGGCGGAGGAUUAGGCAAAGCCUAUGCUCUCUUGCUGGGGUCAAGAGGCGCUAAAGUAGUUGUCAACGAUUUGGGCAGUGCAAGAGACGGUGCUGGCAAAUCAAACUUCGCUGAUGCUGUUGUCAAAGAAAUUAAAGACAAAGGUGGCGAGGCUGUUGCCGACUACAACUCCGUGGUAGAAGGCGAGAAGAUUAUCAAAACAGCUCUCGAUAAUUAUGGCCGCAUCGACAUUCUCAUCAACAAUGCUGGCAUUCUUCGUGACAAGAGCUUCCAAAAAAUGUCUGAUCAGGAUUGGGACCUUAUCCAAGCAGUUCAUCUUAAAGGCGCCUUCAAAACGACCCAGGCGGCAUGGGAAUCCUUCAAAAAACAGAAUUUCGGUCGCGUCAUCAUGACUUCCAGUAAUGCCGGCAUUUUCGGCAACUUUGGUCAAGCUAAUUACAGUGCUGCCAAACUGGGUUUGGUCGGUUUGGCGAACACUCUCUCGAUAGAGGGCGCUAAAUACAACAUCAAGGUGAACACGAUCGUGCCGACGGCUGCGUCCCGCCUCACUGAGGACAUCCUGCCCCCGGACAUGUUUGAAGCUAUGAAGCCGGAGCUUAUUGCUCCUGUUGUUGCAUACAUGGUCCACGAAUCUUUUGAAGCGUCAGGUGAGGUGAUCGAUUCAACUCUUGGAUAUGCAACCAAGACACACUUCAUCCGUUCUAAUGGGACUCCACUCAAACAGAAGCCAUCGGACCCGGUGACGAUAGAAUCCGUUCGCGAGUUUUGGCCUAAAGUGGUAGACAUGAAGGAAGGCAGACACAUUGACAGAAUAGCGGAGGUCACCGUCGAUUUGGUUGAAAAGCUACAGGAGUUUGAAGAGCGCAGCAAGCUGGACGCCAAUGGUCGUGAGUCGUACUGGAGCAAGUACAGUUACAACGCAAAGGAUCUUGCUCUAUACGCUUUGGGAGUGGGCGCAUCAGUAGUGAACCCCAGUGACCUUAAGUUCCUCUACGAGAGUGACGAACAGUUUGUGGCUCUGCCUACCUUCUUCAUUCUCGCGGGAAUGUGCAUGGAGGCCCCAGUCGUACCUAAAGCCAUGCCGCCGGGAAAACAUGCAGAUUUUACUAAUAUUCUCCACGGAGAGCAGUACAUAGAGUUCGUGGAAGGGUUCCCCGGAACUGAAGGUGCCUUCGAGACCCGCACUUACGUCGUGGACAUUUUAGAUAAAGGGUCCAGCGCAGUGGCCAUCGUUAAUAGCGAAAUCUACCAGGACAAGACACUGAUAUACAAGACACAACAGCACAUUUUCGUCGUGGGCCAGGGUGGGUUCGGCGGCCCCCGUGUCUCCAAGAAAGCGGUGGAUGUCCAGCCUGUUCCAAAGAGGGCGCCUGAUGCUACCGUGGAGCAAAAAACUUCCCAAGAUCAGGCGGCUUUAUACAGGUUGUCCGGAGAUUUGAACCCACUACACAUCGACCCGAACGUGGCUAAGAUCAGCGGCUACGAGCGACCCAUCUUACACGGACUGUCUUCACUAGGGUUUGCGGCGCGACAUGUGUUAGCUAAAUUCGGCAACAACGACCCCCUGAACGUGAAAGCGCUUAAGGCUCGCUUCGCGAAGCCAGUGCUGCCAGGUCAGACCCUGGUCACAGAAAUGUGGGCUGACGGCAAACGUGUCCACUUCCAGACGAAGGUCAAGGAGAAUGGCACAGUUGUUAUUGCAGGCGCAUACAUGGAUUUCAAGAACAAUGUUGGCGGGACUGGCGCGACUCCUGCGCUUGCGUCGUCGUCGCUAAAGAGUGACGCUCUCUUCGCGAAGAUCAUAGAGGAAGUGUCGAAGAACCCGGCUAAGGCAAAGAGUGUGAACGGAGUGUUCUUAUACAAUAUCACGGAGAAUGGAAAGACUGUCAAGAAAUGGACUUUGGACCUCAAAAGUGGCGAUGUCUAUGAGGGUGAACCAAAGAGUGGCAAAGCUGAUACCACAAUGACCGUGUCAGAUGCAGACUUGAUUGACAUAGCAGCAGGCACAACCAACCCACAGGUGGCCUUCAUGAAAGGCAAACUGAAGAUCUCUGGAAACAUCAUGCUGGCACAGAAACUCGGACCCCUACUCAAGUCUGAGGCUAAACUAUAAAGAACUGAUACUUUUAAUGGGUAUAAAUGUCUUUAUUAUGGUGCAAUGGAUAAGUGUAUGUCCUAAAAUAUUAUGAGGGUGUUUGCGAAUACUUAUUGGGGCAAUGUGUUAUUAUUAUUUUUAUUUUAUAAGAAUUAUAUUGAACUGUUAAUUCCAUUAGUUUUAAGUAAAUGUAUAUUUUUACAUAGGUGAAGGAAUAUACAAGUUUUAUACAAA